Molecule: messenger RNA, 1183 nt
Organism: Hylaeus anthracinus
Lineage: Eukaryota; Metazoa; Arthropoda; Insecta; Hymenoptera; Colletidae
Exons: 5
Coding region: 200-1183 (327 amino acids)
Source: RefSeq, a predicted model, not a curated record
AACUUGUAUAUGUAUAAUGAGUAAUCCAAAUAUAGUUUGUUCGUUGCAUUCCUUCAAAAAAAAGAAUUCUUGAUUCUAUAAUAACACGAAUUCAGGGAAUGUAAAUAUGAUGUUUUAAUAAUAUGUAAAUAAUGGCAUCUAUGCAAAUGAAAGGUUAAAUAACCUAAAUAUAAAAAAAAAAUAAUUGGACCAGUUUACCAUGCCAAUUGUAUGGACUGAAAACCAAACUUUGAAAUUAGUAAUCCUUUAUAGUCGACACGAGAGUCUGACGAAUCCUUUCCACCGCGAUUUCAAGAACAAACUAUGUCGUUACAAAGCAUACAAACAGAUUGUAGAUUGCAUGAACAUCCGCGGUUUAACGGUUUGCGAUUGCAUCAAACGAAUCACCUACGUUAAGGCGCAAUAUUGUUACGAAUUGUCGAAAAUCAGUGCAGCGAUAUCUUGCGAAAAAAUGUAUAAACCUAAAGCAAGCUGGUUUCCAGUAAUGCACAAAAUACUUUUUCCAUUUAUCGAAGCGUACGGUUGUUCAGACAAUUCUUGGAAGAUAAACAACAACGAAAGAGACGUAUACAAAAAUUAUUACAGCAGCAACUUAAAUGAUCAGACAGCGUAUCCAAACAUAGUGAAAUUGCGAAAAACACAGAGCAAAGGUUGCAGUUGCACUUACGCGAAUUGUUGCUGCGCUCAACCAUAUAAGGAGAAGCUUCGCGUACAUUCUAAGAAACAUUGGGAUCAACCAGGGACCGAUGAAUGGAUUUCUGUUGAACACGAAAUCCAAACCGACGUUUCGUUUUUCAAAACUAAAUGCACUGCGUGUCAAACGUGCGUGCAAGAUAGCACGGUCAUUAAAAGAGAUUUGAAGGAUGUCUACGUGACAGUGGAGGACAAAGGGAAAAGAAAAGCUCAUGACGAAUUCGACAUGUUUGGAAAGAGCAUCGCGUUUCAGUUAAGAAAUAUAAAUUUCGAAACUGCAGUUAAGCUGGAGAAAUGCAUACAGGACCUGAUCACGCAGGAGCGUCUCGAUAACAUUAAAUUGAAACACGCGUCCCACAGUGUUCCUUUAGAUUGUUCCAGUUCCAAUUGUAGCGAUUGUAAAGCCAUGGGCAAGGAAAUGAUUUGUAGCUGCGGGUUACCGGUGAUCAUGAUCAAAACCGAUCAUUCUUGCGAAUUCGGUUGCAAAUAA